GUGUGUUAAAUGGCGACGGAGGAGCUCCUCCUCAACGCUCUCUCUCUUCCAAAGAUCUCACGCUAUUCUUCGUAGCCUCUCUUCCUUAGUUAUUUGGAUAUCUGGAUUUGGGUAUUUGAGUUUUUUCCUUUUUUUCCCACUGUGUAAUGGUAGUUGUGGAGGUUGAGGUGAAGGAGAAGAAGAAGGAGAAGGAGAAGGAGAAGAGGAGAGGUAGUGGUAUUGGUAUUGGUGGGUUUUGGUUUUGGUGGACUGUGACAUUGGUAUGUCUUGUGGAGGCGGAGAGGACAAGCAAUGGGGUUGUGGGAAAUCUGGUGCCACUGUUAAUUUGCAAAGAGUUGGUUCAAUUGUCCGUGACAUUAGUGACCCAUGCCUCUCGCAGUCGCCAAUAAAGGUGGUUAUAGCUGUGAACAAAAUGCUUAAACCGGAGAAGUGGCAGGCCACAUUUGAUAGCGAUGGGAAGAAUUUUUGUUUUCAGAAGGCACUCAAAUUAAUAGUAUUGGGGGGCGUUGAUCAAUCUAUAAGGCCAGAAGUGUGGGAAUUUUUACUUGGUUGUUAUGCUCUGGGUAGUACUGUGGAGUCUCGAAGGCAGUUGCGGACAGCCCGGAGGGAACGUUAUAGGGACCUGAUUAAGCAGUGCCAAAUGAUGCAUUCAAGCAUUGGAACUGGUUCACUUGCUUAUGUUGUUGGGUCCAAGGUUAUGGAUGUUAGGGCACCGUCUAAAGAUGACGAAGGGGGGGAAGCUAAAGUUGAACAUAGACAAACUUCUUUUGAUAAUACUAACAAAGUAGAGAACUAUUGUGAUAGGAAUAAUAAUUGUACAGAUACAUCAUAUGCAUGCCAACAAGAGAGUUCUAGUGAGUCGGCUGACCUUGUCAGCGUGAGGGAAAGCACAGAUAGUGCAGCAUAUGAUUCUUCUUGUUUCAUACAUACUUCUAGUCCACAUGACUGCAGCUCCCCAAAGCUCGGGAGAGAAGCAGAUGGAACAAAAUAUGUACCAAAAAGUUAUUUUGAAUAUCCUACUUUACCGGUCACUGAUUUGUUUGAAAAGUGUGAAGAAGAUGAUGAAGGUCGCGUGUCUGAUGAUAAACUUUCUGCGCAAUGUAAGUCAAGGUUGAAAAAGGACAGCAUGCACAGUUUUCAAGUCAAUAACAAUGUAGAUUUAGUUAUUGAAUCAAAUUGCUCACCAUCCAAGAAUGUUUCACGCACCAUUAACUCUGAAAUUGAAAUGGUUCGUACUGAUGCCCAUCAUUCAGUAUUGCAGUCCAAUAAUAUGGGUAAUAAGAAAGAAAUAGUUAACAGGAUGAGAAUAUCAGAUGUACCAGAUACAGAAUUUAGAAAUACAACAAUGUCUCAAGGAGGGACUGUGAGUGAAGACAGAGUAUCUGAAUGGCUUUGGACUCUCCACCGAAUAGUUGUUGAUGUGGUAAGAACAGACAGUCAUCUUGAAUUCUAUGAGGAUGCAAAAAAUUUAGCAAGGAUGUCAGAUAUUCUUGCUGUUUAUGCGUGGGUUGAUCCAGCAACCGGAUAUUGUCAAGGUAUGAGUGACUUGCUGUCUCCAUUUGUCGUCCUGUUUGAGGAUAAUGCUGAUGCGUUUUGGUGCUUUGAGAUGCUUCUAAGGAGAAUGCGGGAAAAUUUUCAGAUGGAAGGACCAACUGGGGUAAUGAAGCAGUUGCAAGUAUUGUGGAAUAUCUUGGAACUCACAGACAGGGAAAUGUUUGCACACCUGUCACACAUAGGUGCUGAAAGCCUUCAUUUUGCAUUUCGGAUGCUGCUGGUACUCUUCCGUCGGGAGUUAUCGUUUGAUGAUGCUCUUUGUAUGUGGGAGAUGAUGUGGGCUGCUGAUUUUCAAGAAUCCUUGGCUUACAAUUUAGAGGACAGCUGUCUAGAAGCCUUGGUGGUACAGCUUCCUAGGGAUUUGGAAGCAGAAAUGAGGGGUGAAAGUGUGGAGGGUGGUGGUGAUAUGAAGGGCGGCUCACAUUCAAAUCAUGGAAAUCCAGAACAGUCCAUGUCUGACACUGGAAUAAAAUCAGCAUCAACUUAUCAUUUUUGUGGGUUGACAAGGAAUUUUUGGUCAAAGAAUGAUCGCAUGCACAUCUGCACUGCAGUCUCAUCAACUAGGAAUGGGGAUGAUGAGUUACCAGUCUUCUGCGUUGCUGCAAUCCUCAUCAUGAACCGCCAGAAAAUCAUUCGCGAGACACGCUCAAUUGAUGAUAUGAUAAAGAUUUUCAAUGAUAAUUUGCUGAAAAUCAGUGUCAAAAGAUGCAUCCGCACAGCGGUCAAGCUUCGGAAGAAAUAUUUCUACAAGGUGGACAGGUUGGCUUAUUGGUCCUCCCAGUUAUGCUCAUUGGGUGCUUGGUGGUAAAAAAAGGGCCCAUGACUCAGGCCAAAGCCUGGUUGGGUCAUCUGAUGGGACUGAAACACAGGCGGCCACUAACAGAAAUGGACAGAAACGACCAUUUUGUUGCAUGAAACUGUGCAUAUUGCUUUGUGGAUGCUCUUUUUGAAACUUAACUUCUGCUUGAACCAGCUUAUCAAGAAAAACAGCCCCUCAGCCCGGAAUGGUGACUAGGAUCUUUUCAAUCCCAGAUAGCACGGUGAUGACACUCUGAUCUGAUUACACUCGCAAGUUCAAGCUGAAGCGCCAUUGCUGUUUGUAGAUUGGUCCAGUUAUUUGCACUUAUGUUGUCUGCUUCAAAUUUUUUGCAAGCCAGCUGAGAGAUUCUAAAGAGGGAAGAAGUUUCUCUGUUUUCGUGCAUGGAGGUCUAACUGCUUAGCUUUGGCGGAUACCUGUUACAGGUUUGACGAACAUGACUAUUUUUCAAUCUUGUAAUCUUCAUUACAUCAUAUUUUGAAGAGCAAACUUGGUGCUGAGAGUUCUAAUAUCUUGUGGACUUGAGAAUGUGAUUACUUUGAGAGAGAGAUGUAUUGAUAGUUAUACAAAAAUAUCAUAUGCUGAGA
This is a messenger RNA of Prunus avium (sweet cherry), 2958 nucleotides long. RefSeq lists its product as uncharacterized. Gene Ontology annotation, biological process: activation of GTPase activity. Gene Ontology annotation, molecular function: GTPase activator activity. Lineage: Eukaryota; Viridiplantae; Streptophyta; Magnoliopsida; Rosales; Rosaceae. The record is from RefSeq and is a predicted model, not a curated record.